UCGUUGUUGAGAGGUCGUUUAUUGACAAGGGGAGAAGGUGACUCCUCGACGAACAGGGCAGUUCUUCACGAAAAUCUCAACAAAUAACCAAAAAUAAGACUGGUGUUUUGCUAAAUUAGCAACCAUGUCUUCUUUUGGGCGGGCGUUGGGAGUCCUUCGGACCGGAAGUCAGCUCCUCAGGCGCGGUACGCAAAGAAUAACGACCAGAAAGGCUAGCGGUGGACCGCAUAUCGAGCCCCAGUACAGGCAAUAUCCUCAGAUAACGAAGAAACAGAAGUUCGAGUCCGAGCUCCUGAGCGGUGCCAUGUGGUUCUGGAUCCUUUGGCACUGCUGGCACGACCCUGAUGCAGUCCUGGGUCACUUCCCCUGGCCUGACUCCUCUGCAUGGACAGACGAGGAGCUUGGAAUCCCAGCAGAUGACGAGGAAUGAGAUCACGAGGGAUUCAAGCUGCUGGAUAAGUCUUUGUGGGAAUCUUCAGGAUAUUCUGAAAGUCAGUGUUGUACAUAGACUAAUAAAACUAUCUUUAAAUAUGUCAAA
Anarrhichthys ocellatus (wolf-eel) is the source of this 538-nucleotide messenger RNA. RefSeq names its product NADH:ubiquinone oxidoreductase subunit B2 (gene ndufb2). Lineage: Eukaryota; Metazoa; Chordata; Actinopteri; Perciformes; Anarhichadidae. The transcript is spliced from 4 exons. Gene Ontology annotation, cellular component: mitochondrial inner membrane; respiratory chain complex I. The coding region runs from base 125 to 430 and encodes 101 amino acids. Gene Ontology annotation, biological process: mitochondrial respiratory chain complex I assembly. The record is from RefSeq and is a predicted model, not a curated record.